Naegleria gruberi is the source of this 1629-nucleotide messenger RNA. RefSeq lists its product as uncharacterized. The record is from RefSeq and is a predicted model, not a curated record. Bases 1 to 1629 code for a protein of 542 amino acids. NCBI's taxonomy places the organism in Eukaryota, Heterolobosea, Eutetramitea, Acrasida, Naegleriidae. The transcript has 2 exons.
AUGUCAAAGAGACCAGCCGAAUCUUCUUCCGAAGAUGAAGAAGAAGAUUACUCAUCAGAGGAGGAGAAUGUACAAGAAUCGUCAUCAAUUAAAACUAAACCAAUUCAAGUAAAUCCACUCCAUGCCGAUAAGAUUGUUCGACAAAUAUUGAUUAAACCCAAAUGGCAUGCCAAGAUUGACAAUAAGAGAAUUAUUAAAAAGUGGAGAGACGAAUGUACCAAACAAGGUAUAUCAAACUCUAGUUUUGAUGUUGGAAUUGAUAUCUUACGUGAUAUCAAAGCAAUUUCCCACUCUGUUCACUAUUGUUGUGGAUAUUGUGGUGCUCAACCAAAGAAGAAACUAUUCUCUGAUCCCGAUAGUGAUGCAGAAGAAUUGAAUGAAGAUGAAGAACUUUUCGAUGGAACUCUUGAAGAUAAGAAACCGAGUAAAAAGAAGAAAAAAGUAAUGAGGAUUUCAUAUUCGGACGAUGAGGAGUAUAAUGAUGAUGAUGGUGAAAGAAGAUCAUAUAGGAGGUCAACCAAGUUUUGUCUUUGUCCAUGUGCUCAUUGUGCAUUUAAGGAACAGAAAGUUGGACCAGAUGUAUGUGUUGAGAAGGAAGAUUGGAUUCCAGAAGAGUUGACUGAAAGAUUGAAGAAACAUUUGAAUUCUUUGGUGGAGAGUACACCUAAGGAGGAAUGGGAUUGGCAUCCUGGUUCAAAUCAACAAGUUCUCGAUAUUAUCCAUCCUUCAUUGUAUUGCUAUUCGAAAGAGCAUAGUAUUUUGAAAGGGGAUACGAAAAAAAAGUUGGUAAAGAAUAUGAAACAGAUUAACACUCAAUGGCUACCAACAGAUUUUGAAGUUGACAAACAAGGAAAUGUCAAACCACUUUCCUAUAUCAAUAACAUUAAUCCAACAUCACAGAAAGAAUUACAAGAUACUAUUUGUGAGGUCUUGUCACAUUUAACUCAACCAGUCAAGAAAUUUGUCAAGUUCAAAAAGAAGGUUCAAGUAAUUGUCAAGGCAGCAAAUGUAAUUGUCACUCCAGAACAAGGUUUCUAUCCAGGUGGUACUUGGCACUCAGAAGGGGAUACUGAGAAUAUUGUAGCUACUGCCAUCUUUUAUUAUGAAUGUCAAAAUGUGAAGGAAAGUGUUUUGGAAUUUAGAUCUUCAUUGGAUGAGGAAAGUUUUUUUGGUAUUGAGCAAGAUAAUGUAAAACAAGCUUGGGACAGAUGUAAUAUUCAUGAUCGUGAUAAAUUAUUCACAAUUUUGGGAAAUGUCAAAACCACAGAAGGAAAAUGCAUCUUCUUCCCAAAUACCCAUCAACACAGAGUUAGACAUUUCUUCCCAAAGGAUCCAACUGAGGUUGCCACCAGAAAAAUUCUUGUCUUUUUCUUUGUUGAUCCAGAAAAGCCAAUUGUUUCAACUUCAAACAUUGAUAAUCAGAGGAGAGAUGCUGCCAUUUCGAAUGCAUUCCCUCUCGUUAAAAAGUUACCUUAUCCAAUUCUUAUUAAGGAGAUUAUUCCAUUCCUUCCUUUGAUGAGUAAGGCACAAGCCGAAGAGGUUCGUGAGCAAUUGAUGGAGAGUAGAAAGUACAAAAGGGAUGAACAAAAUGAAUUAUACGAAAGAGAAUUCUCAUUAUGUGAACAUUAA